AUGUCUUGCCGCUCAAACCCUUCAUGCGACCCCAGGGAUUUCGGCUCUUAUUCAGCUAUCCUUCCCCCAACGGGGAACCCGUCCCGGGUGAACCCUUCCUGCCGUACAAAUGUUGUUGGAGUUGGUUAUGGAGGAGCUGGCUGUUUUAGUAGCAGGAGCCUGGGAGGUGCCAGCUCUUGUGGCCCCAGAAGUGCUUCCAGUAACUGCCUGCCUCCGAGGUGUGGAUAUGGCUAUCAGGGCACCAGCUCAGGAUACAGCUAUUGCGGCACCAGAUAUGGUUACGGCUUGAGGCGUUCGGGGGUCUGUGCGCCUGGUUCGCCUUGCAUCACUCCUGUAACUUGCAAUGAGACCCUGCUGCAACCUCUCAACCUGGGGAUUGAUACCACAGCUCAAGCAGCCAAGUGUCAAGAGAAGAAUGAACUCCAGUGCCUCAACAGUAAAUUUGCCUGUUUUAUUGACAAUGUCCGGUUUUUGGAGCAGCAGAACCUGAUGCUGAAGACCAAGUGGGACUUCUUGCAAGAGAGGAAGUGUUGCAAAAGCAACAUGGAACCCAUGUUUCAUGAAUAUAUCUGCAACCUGAAGAAAGAGCUUGGGUGUCUGGAGCAUGAGAGAACACAGCUGCAGGCGGAAAUGAAAAACUGCAGAGAGACUCUGGAAUGCAAUAAGAAAAAGUUUGAAGAGGAGUGCCACAGAAGAACACAUGCAGAAAAUGAAUAUGUGGCAAUUAAAAAGGAGGUAGAUUGUGCUUUCAUGGACAAGACAGAGAAAGAAGCCAAAAUGGAAGCCUUGACGAGAGACAUCCGUGUUUACAGAGCUACUUUUGAGGAGGAAAUCCAAGAGUUGCAGUCUCGCAUUUCAGACACCUGUGUCAUGGUGCAGAUGGACAACAGCCGAGGUUUGAAUAUGGACUGUGUCAUCGAGGAGUUCAGGUGCCGCUAUGAAGACAUAGCCUCCAGGAGCCGGGCUGAAGCCGAAGCUUGGUGCCAGUCCCAGUAUCAGGAGUUGAAAACAACUGCUGCCAAGCACUGUGACAACUUGCGCAGUGUCAAGGAAGAGCUUGCUGAGAUGACUAGAGUGGUCCAUCGGCUGAAGGCAGAAGUUUCAAAUAUCAAAGCCCAGCGCUGCAAACUGGAAGAGGAGGUGGCUGCGUCUGAAGAGCGUGGGGCCAUAGCAGCGAAAGAUGCCAAAGGCAAGCUGGCGGAGCUGGAGGAUGCCCUGCACAAGGCCAAACAGGACAUGGCCUGCCAACUGCGGGAGUACCAGGAGCUGAUGAACAUCAAGCUGGCCCUGGAUAUCGAGAUCACCACCUACAGGAAGCUGCUGGAAGGAGAGGAAUGCCGGUUGAGUGAAGGAGAAUUUGCUGUGAACCUCUCUGUACAAAGAAGCCAGGGAGCAGUUGUGUGCGACACCAAACCUCGACCUCCGUGUGGACCUCAUGGUAAAACCUCCUCCAAUGUCAGGAUGGUGUUUGUGGAUUUUGAGCCCCUUGUCCUUGAGAAUUAG
Euleptes europaea (tarantolino) is the source of this 1503-nucleotide messenger RNA. Its product is annotated as keratin, type II cuticular Hb1-like. The coding region runs from base 1 to 1503 and encodes 500 amino acids. Gene Ontology annotation, biological process: keratinization; intermediate filament organization. Lineage: Eukaryota; Metazoa; Chordata; Lepidosauria; Squamata; Sphaerodactylidae. The transcript has 10 exons. The record is from RefSeq and is a predicted model, not a curated record. Gene Ontology annotation, molecular function: structural constituent of skin epidermis. Gene Ontology annotation, cellular component: keratin filament.